Ectocarpus siliculosus is the source of this 1182-nucleotide messenger RNA. The record is from the annotation of a GenBank genome assembly. Lineage: Eukaryota; Phaeophyceae; Ectocarpales; Ectocarpaceae.
AUGCCAGUACAGUUUGCGAUGCCCCUCCUCGGCGCCCGCGACAAUCCUGCCGCUGCUGCCCCUGGUCUGCUCUGUGCCAGACGACGCGUGCUGUCUCUCCCCUCUCAACUCGUACCAGCGAAGCCUAGUCUUCAUCCAGAAGUAGCGAUGGCCGCUGCGCUCUCCAGGCCGCGGUGCGGCUUCUUGGUAUGGUGCUGCUGCUGGAUGAGGGUCGCGCGACACACGCAGCAGCGGGAGGGGCAGGGAUACCGCCGCGUUGGUGGAGCUGUCCGGGACCGGGGCCGACAGGGGGGGGGGGGGGGGGGGGGGGAGGGGGAAAAAAAAAAGGGGGGGGGGGGGGCGGCCAACGCCGCCCCUCGGAAGCGCUUCAACGGGCUGCUUGCGGAUCGUUUCCAGCACCCUUUCGAUCUGGAGGCGACGGGAAUGCUCCGCCGGUUCCCCGGUCUGGAGAUGGCCAUCCGCGGAGCCGUCCCGGCCAUCGAAGACGCCGUCUUUAUGGACAACAUCGCCAACUCCAUCCUCGUGGGCCCGCGGCAGAUGGCCUCGCUGCAUGGCCUGCUUCUGGAGGCGUGUCGCAUCUUGGACAUGCAGCCCCCGGACUUGUACAUCCGUCAGAACCCCACCCCGAACGCGUACACCCUUGCCAUCCGAGGGAAGAAGCCGUUCAUCGUGCUGCAUACCUCCUUGCUGGACCUCAUGGAGCCCGAGGAAGUGCAAGCGGUGAUCGCGCACGAGCUAGGCCACCUUAAGUGCGAACAUGGCAUCUGGGUCACCCUCGCCACGGUGGUCGCGAACGGCCUUUACGGGAGGGGUUUCCUGGGGGCCUUCGUGGCGGACCGACUGGGGCUGCGGAGGAGGCUCAUGCGGUGGUCCAGGGCGGCGGAGUUCACGUGCGACCGCGCGGCGAUGCUUGUCGCCCAGGACGUGAACGUGGUCGUGUCGACGCUGCUCAAGUUGGCGGGGGGCAGCGUUAGCCAGGCAUCCGAGUUGAGCGUCCCGGAGUUUUUGAAACAGGCGUCGGCGUACGAUCUCGCCAGCCAGACGCGUAUAGGGAAGCUUCUCAAGAGAGAGCAGUCUCUGGAAUUGACGCACCCCUUGCCGGUGGUGCGGGCCCGUGAGUUGGUUAAGUUUUCGGAGAGCCCGCAGUACCUGGGGCUUGUCAGGCGCGGGUUGCCGCUGUAG